AUAAACCUAACCAUAUCACUAAUAAUUACCUCACUUAUCAUUCUUAUCAUCCCCACCCUCUCCAACAUACAUAAACACUACCCCUACUACGUAAAAACCCUGACCCAAAUCGCCUUCUUAACCAGUCUUCUACCUGCCCUCACAUUUAUCUACUCUAACCAAGAUGCAGUCACCUCCAACUGACACUGAAUCACCGUCCAAACACUAGAACUAUCCAUUAACCUCAAACUAGACUACUUCUCCAUAAUCUUCACCCCGACAGCUCUCUUCAUUACAUGGUCUAUCAUAGAAUUUUCCCUUUGGUAUAUAAAACCAGACCCCAACAUCAACAAGUUUUUUAAAUACCUACUCAUUUUUCUCACCAUAAUACUCAUCCUAACAACCGCCAAUAAUCUAAUACAGCUCUUUAUCGGAUGGGAAGGAGUAGGCAUUAUAUCCUUCCUCCUAAUUGGGUGAUGAUAUAGCCGAACAGACGCAAACACAGCAGCCCUACAAGCAAUUAUCUACAACCGCAUCGGCGACAUUGGAUUUAUCCUAGCUAUAAUAUGAUUCUCCACAUACUCAAACACGUGGAACCUCCAACAACUAUUUAUCCUCAACACAGACCCAAAUCUCACCCCACUAGUAGGCCUUCUACUUGCAGCAGCAGGUAAAUCCGCCCAAUUCGGCCUACACCCGUGACUUCCCUCUGCAAUAGAAGGCCCCACACCCGUUUCAGCCCUACUCCACUCCAGUACAAUAGUUGUAGCAGGAAUCUUCCUACUAAUCCGAUUUCAUCCCCUAAUAGAAAAUAACAAGACGGUUCAAACGCUAGCACUAUGCCUAGGUGCCCUCACCACACUAUUUACAGCGAUCUGCGCUCUCACACAAAAUGACAUCAAAAAAAUCAUCGCAUUUUCCACCUCAAGCCAGCUAGGUCUAAUGAUAGUAACAAUCGGCAUUAACCAACCGUACCUGGCAUUCCUCCAUAUCUGCAUACACGCAUUCUUCAAAGCCAUACUAUUUAUAUGUUCCGGCUCCAUUAUCCAUAACCUAAAUAACGAACAAGACAUCCGAAAAAUAGGAGGCCUAUACAAGACCAUACCCCUAACAUCAACCUCCCUAACCAUUGGAAAUCUCGCCCUAACGGGCAUGCCAUUCCUAACAGGCUUCUACUCCAAAGACCUGAUCAUCGAAACCAUAAACACGUCGUAUACCAACGCCUGAGCCCUCACAGUCACACUCAUUGCCACCUCCCUCACAGCCGCCUACAGCACUCGAAUUAUUUUUCUUACAUUACUAGGACAACCCCGCUUCCUAGCCCUAAUGAACACUAAUGAAAAUAACCCCUACUUCGCCAACCCAACUAAACGUUUAAUAGUUGGCAGUAUCUUCGCCGGCUUCAUCAUCUCAAACAGCAUCCCCCCAACAGAUAUCCCCCAAAUAACUAUACCCCCUUAUCUCAAGCUAUCUACCCUUCUCAUUACCACUUUUGGCUUUAUCCUAGCACUGGAACUAUGUCUAGAUUCACUCAGCCCAAACCCCAAAUCACCCUCACCCCUACACAACUUCUCCACCCUUUUAGGAUUUUUCCCUACCCUUGCCCACCGAAUAGUACCCCACCUAAACCUCACUAUAAGCCAAUACACAGCCUCCCAAACACUAGACUUGACUUGACUAGAAAAAACAACCCCAAAAAGCAUUGCCCACCUUCAAACACUAGCCGCGAUAAACGUCUCCAACCAAAAAGGCCUAAUUAAACUCUAUUUCCUCUCUUUCCUAAUCACAAUUACAGUAACAACACUACUAGUUAUUUAA
Messenger RNA from Galeopterus variegatus (Sunda flying lemur), 1797 nucleotides. NCBI's taxonomy places the organism in Eukaryota, Metazoa, Chordata, Mammalia, Dermoptera, Cynocephalidae. The record is from the annotation of a RefSeq genome assembly.